CAGAAUAGCAGCUCCGUCCUAGCUCCGCGCCUCGGAGUUCGGGAACCCCUUCAAGGAGGAUGGAGACCCACAGACCUGGAGGCGCGCCUGCGCACUAAGCCACUGAUCCCCUUUCCCUGUUCCCGCUCGCAAGCGGCGCGCCACUGCGCAAGCUUGAGGUGGGAGAGGGCGGAGACAGAGCGAGAAUCCCCACGCUUGCAGGGGCCGCCGUUUGCGCAUGCGCUCUUCGCUGGCGCAGACUCAGUGUGAGACCGUUCUCUUCCAGCCGUCCCAAGGGGCGGAGUCUGACGCGCAGGAUGAUGACGCCAGCGCUGACGCUAGCGCCAGCGACUGCGACCAGGGCUUCUUGGGAUGGCGGCUGGGACUGGCGGCAAAGAGACCCCGGCAGCAGGGCCUGCAGUACCCCCCUAAGAAGACAGAAGUUUUAGACAGUCCUCGGGAAGUUGUUAUGGCUCUUCCCCACGUGCAGCCGCCAAGUUUCUUACUGGCGAGUCUGAAGGCGGACUGUGUGAACAAGCCCUUCACCCAGCGCUGCCACGAUCUAGUGAAGGUGAUCGACGACUUCCCGGCCAAGGAGCUGCACUACAUUUUCCCAUGGCUCGUAGAAAGUAUUUUUGGCAGUUUGGAUGGCAUUCUGGUUGGCUGGAACCUCCGGUGCCUGCAGGGAAGGAUGAACCCCAUCGAGUACAGUAUUGCAAUGGAGUUUCUAGACCCCAGUGGGCCGAUGAUGAAGCUGGUGUACAAGCUCCAGGCUGAGGACUACAAGUAUGAUUUUCCUGUGUCCUACCUUCCUGAGCCCGUGAGAGCAUGCAUCCAGGAGCGGGUCCUCCCGGAGUGUCCGCUGUACCAUAACAAGAUCCAGUUCCCCCCCGCGGGCGGCCAGGGCCUGCACUUGGCCCUCAACCCUUUCGAGUACUACAUGUUCUUCUUCGCCCUGAGCCUCGUCACGCAGAGGAGCUUUCCGAUGUCGGUUCAUGUCCGAACUUCCGACUGUGCCUAUUUCAUCCUGGUGGACCGCUACCUGACGUGGUUCUUACCCACAGAAGGCAAUGUCGUCCCUCCCCCUUCGACCACCCUGGGGUGCUCCGUCCCUUCUCCCACUCCCAGGACCCCCGCAGUGCCUUUUUCCUCGUAUGGGCUGCACCACACGAGCCUGCUGAAGCGGCACAUUUCUCACCAGCCCUCGGUGAAUGCGGACCCUGCCUCCCAGGAGAUCUGGAGGUCGGAAACGUUGCUCCAGGUCUUUGUGGAAAUGUGGCUUCACCAUUAUUCCCUGGAGAUGUAUCAGAAGAUGCAGUCCCCUCACGCCAAGCUGGAGGUUCUUCACUACCGACUCAGUGUCUCCAGUAGCCUCCACAGUUCUCCUGCCCAACCCAGCUACCAGGCCCUCCACGCAUACCAAGAAUCCUUUAAGCCCACAGAGGAGCACGUGCUGGUGGUGAGACUGCUCCUGAAACACCUGCAUGCCUUCUCCAACAGCCUGAAGCCGGAGCAGCUGUCCCCGUCCACACACUCGCACACCGCCAGCCCCCUGGAGGAGUUUAAACGAGUGGUCAUCCCUCGCUUUGUCCAGCAGAAGCUUUACAUCUUCCUGCAGCACUGCUUUGGCCACUGGCCCCUGGACGCCUCUUUCCGAGCAGUCCUGGAGAUGUGGUUGAGUUACUUACAGCCCUGGAGAUACGCGCCGGAGAAGCCCUUUCUGGCCACGGACCCUCAGCCUCGGAGCAUUCCCGAGAAGUGGGCGCCUUUUGUGCAGGAGAACCUGCUGCUCUACACCCGGCUCUUCAUAGGCUUUCUCAACCGUGCCCUACGCACUGACCUGGUGAGCCCCAAGAACGCGCUCAUGGUGUUCCGCGUGGCCAAAGUCUUCGCCCAGCCCAAUCUGGCAGAGAUGAUUCAGAAAGGAGAGCAGCUGUUCCUGGAGCCGGAGUUGGUCAUGCCACACCGCCAGCAUCGCGUCUUCAUGACGCCAAACUUCCCGGGGAACCUCCUGUCCUCGUGGCCCCCCACCAUCACAGACGCGUCCUUCAAGGUGAAGAGCCACGUGUACAGCCUGGAGGGCCAGGAGGGCCAGUACAAGCAGAUGUUUGGCCCCGAAGUCCGCGCCUUGGUCCUGAGACUAGCCCAGAUGAUCGCGCAAGCCAAGCAGACGGCAAACUCGCUCUCCGACUACUCGAAUGAGAUGUCGGCCAACCGGUCCUUCUUCUCCUGGCUGGGCUUCCGACACGUCGAUGUGAAUGGUACCUUCAGCGCUAACGACCUCGACGAACUGGGCCAGGACAGCAUCAAGAAGACCGAUGAGUACCUGGAGAAGGCCCUGGAGUACUUGGGCCAGAUAUUCCGGAUCAGCGAGGCCCAGCUGACUCAGGUCAUGGUGAACGUGGGCGCCACUCCGGACGAAAAUGGAAAGAAGCAGCUCCCCGACUGCAUCAUGAGCGACGAGGGGCUCGUUCUCACCCCGCUGGGCCGAUACCAGAUCAUCAACGGCCUGCGCAGGUUUGAAAUCGAGUACCAGGGGGACCUGGAACUGCAGCCCAUCCGCAGCUACGAGGCGGCCCCUCUGGUGCGCCUGCUGUUCCGGGUGUCCUCUGCCCUGAAUCGGCGGUUUGCAGGCCAGAUGGCAGCGCUGUGUUCACGGGAAGACUUCUUGGGCGCCUUCUGCCGCUACCACCUGAUGGACUUGGUCCAGGCCCAGAGGACCAGGCUGAGCCCCGUGGCGCCACACCGGGCCGGCCGCCCCCACGGUCCGCGGAUCAGCCUGCGCUUCCUGGGCAGCUACCGGACGCUGGUCUCGCUGCUGACCAUCUUCUUCGUCGCGUCCCUGUUCUGCGUCGGGCCGCUGUCCUGCAUAGUCCUCAUCCUCGUGACCUACCUGCUCUACGCCAUCACGAUGACCGUCAUCACGCAGAACAUCAAGCCCCACCAGCCCUGAGCUGGCCGGCCGCAGUCGUGGGCACCCGGCUGAUGUCACCACGCUUUUUGUAACGUAUUUUUUUAGUAAUACAGCCGUGCACAUUGGACAAGCCACUGUUGUGUGGGCAGCUGGAGGCCAGACGCACAGCCUGUCCGCAUUGUGUGGACCAACGAACGGGUGCCCUCUGGGACUGGGGCCGGGCGGAGGGGGCACGGGGGGCCGCUUCAUGGGGGUUUGGGGGCCCUGGUUUGCGCACAUCCCGGGCUGGGCUCGGGGUGGGGAGGGGCACGAGCGCCGCUUCUUCUGGAUGGCCGCCGGGCCGGGGCCUUGCUGUGCUCGGCUUGCCAGGCAGUCGGUCACGAGCCCUCUGGAGUGCUGGGGACGCGGGCUUUGUCCUCCUCAGAUUUUAUCCCUUCCCCCUCCCCUUCGGGUCCUUCUGGACGCUGGGGACGGAGGCCCGGGAGGAGGUCAGGCCAUUAGAACAGCGGCAGGAGGGGGGAGAGGAGACGUUCCCAGCCCAGGUCCUGACCCUGGGCUGCCAGAGAGCGGGGAAUGCCCCGAGGACCUCGAUGCUCGGCUCUGCUCAGAGGGGGCCGCGGGACAGGAGCAGCUUGCAGGGAACCCUAACGUGGUGGGCUGAACCCGCCUCGGCAAUGAGGGCUGCCCGUGGCAUGGAUUUCCCCAUCAUAGACCGACCCCUGAAGGGAUGCCCCAAGCCUGCCAUCGCCUCUCCUCCCAGCUCAGUGUGGCUGAGAUGGGGGGCUUCUUCCUCCUUCCCCCGGGAUGGGCAGCUUCCCUUCGAGGUCGUGGAGCCCUGUAUUUUUUGAAUACAAAACCAGCCUUGGUAGGGAAAGUAGACAAUCACACUCACUCACGCGAGGGGACGAGACACGCUCGAGUGCCUUCCCGACCUUGUAGCCUCAGUGGCAUUCAGGGUGCACCAAACUGCUUUUUACUCCAUUCAGUAGCAUUCCAUGGGGAUGCCCAGGGCUGGAGUGCCAGGGUGAUGGGCACGAAGACUACCCUGGGGGGUCCCUUUGGCUCCCCCGCUGUCCCUCUGCUCCAAAGAAAUGGAGGUGUUCUGGCAAACGACUGUCAGGUGACCUCCUUGUACGGGCUUCUGUGAUCAAACCAAAGAUGGAUCCUGCUGGAGAAGUUCUGGGCCACCCAAAGCCUUUGAGGAUGGCUUCUUGAAAGCUCAGCGAUCUGUAUCUUUCGUAUCAAACAGUGCUCAAAGCAGGUGUCACGUCCUGCGAAACUCGGCCCUGAAAUGGUGUGAUUGGCAGGGAGGGCGCCAGCACCCUGCUUUCAAUGCUCCUGGAUGGGCAGGCUGGCACGGGGCAUCCAGUGCCCCCUUGGAUCUUCGGCCAGGGACCACAGUUCCUCAGUCUCCAGAUCACAGUAGUAACCAAACCCCCAGAGAAUCACAGGAUUUAGAGCUGGGAGGCGCCUUAGGGCUCUUCAAGGAGCCACCCCCACCCCCUGUUUCAGAUGCGGAAACCGGUCCAGAGAAGCAUUUCUUCACCGAGAUGGGAUCAGAACCAUGAUUCAAAUCCCAUUUGUCCACCUCCCAGGCCAGGCCUUCCUACUAUCAUGCUGCCUCUUGUAAUUCUGAGACAUUUCUUGCUGCCUUUUUCUGUUUUCGUGCUGUUUUCUAACCCUCUUCCUAGAUCCAACACUUCCUUGUGACAAGAAACAGUUAAGCAAAAACAUUCCACAUGGAAACCUUGUCUGAUGUCAUAUGCCAUGUUCUGUCCUGGUGGGCUCCCACGGGCCGGGCUGUGGCAUUUCCAGGCUCUCCCUGGCAACAGGUGUGUGUUGGAUCUGCCACUUUCUGUGCAUCAGUGCUUGGUGGUCUACACUUGGCCUUUCUUGUGGAACCAUUUUUCCAACCCAUGAGCGUGUCUCCUUUGUUCCUGGUUCUUCUCUGUGUUCUAGAAAUAAUCUUGUGCUGUAAGAAAGAAGGAAUAUGAAUUCAGAGAAUCAUGGGAGACUGAAGUGAACCGAUGUAGCAGGAACCAGAACACGGUCUAAGAGGACAUCAAAAGGACCAACUCCUCCCUGAAGAGGAGCAGUGGAAGGACUCUUGGUGGGGAAGAUAGCUGGUUUUGUCUGACUCGGUUGAUAGGUUGAUUCAUUUUACUGAACUGUUUUCCUUUUUAAAAUUUCUUUGUUACAAGGGAUGGAAGGCUAUCUUCUGGGGAGGGGAGGGACAUUCUAUCUGAAAAUGAAGAUGAGAUUAAAAAAAUGGCUAUCAAUAAAGGGACCCAAAGUGUU
Monodelphis domestica (gray short-tailed opossum) is the source of this 5191-nucleotide messenger RNA. RefSeq names its product sphingomyelin phosphodiesterase 4 (gene SMPD4). The record is from RefSeq and is a predicted model, not a curated record. Gene Ontology annotation, biological process: glycerophospholipid catabolic process; sphingomyelin catabolic process; ceramide biosynthetic process. Gene Ontology annotation, molecular function: sphingomyelin phosphodiesterase D activity. NCBI's taxonomy places the organism in Eukaryota, Metazoa, Chordata, Mammalia, Didelphimorphia, Didelphidae.